Messenger RNA from Portunus trituberculatus (swimming crab), 1902 nucleotides. RefSeq names its product cystathionine beta-synthase-like. The transcript is spliced from 13 exons. Gene Ontology annotation, cellular component: cytoplasm. Gene Ontology annotation, molecular function: cystathionine beta-synthase activity; cysteine synthase activity. Lineage: Eukaryota; Metazoa; Arthropoda; Malacostraca; Decapoda; Portunidae. The coding region runs from base 16 to 1761 and encodes 581 amino acids. The record is from RefSeq and is a predicted model, not a curated record.
GGCGUGUGUAGGGUCAUGACCUCGCACAUUACGGGCGUGGGCGUGAGGAGCAGCAGCAGUAGCAGCAGCAGAAGCAGUCUUGUGAGCAGUCCCUUCAGCAGUUUGCGCCGCGGGGACACAGGCUUGAGUAGUGGCGGCGGCAGUGGCGGCGGCGGGGGAAAUCAGUUCCGUGCCUCGCGUUGGUGGCUGGACAAGGCGCUGGCAAACAAGCACGCUGCAACUCGUUCCAGCCCAUCGAUUCCUCCCGCAACGAUGUCAACCAUGGAUUACACCUACAACAGAAAUGACAGCCUGAGAACGCUGGACAACAUCCUCUCACACAUUGGCAAUACACCACUAGUGAAGGUCAAUAACAUCCCCAAGAGCUUUGGUCUAAAGUGUGAUGUCUAUGCAAAAUGUGAAUUCUUCAAUGCUGGAGGUAGUGUGAAGGACCGUAUUGCCUUGCGAAUGGUGGAAGAUGCUGAGAAGAAGGGCCUUAUAACUCCAGGGGUGUCUGUCCUUAUUGAGCCAACAUCAGGAAACACAGGUAUUGGUCUGGCACUAUGUGGAGCAGUCAAAGGAUACCGGUGCAUAAUUGUCAUGCCAGAAAAAAUGAGUAAUGAGAAAGUGAAUGUCCUGAGAGCAUUGGGAGCGGAGAUUGUGCGUACCCCAACCUCUGCUUCCUGGGACUCCCCAGAAUCCCACAUUUCAGUCGCCAAGAGAUUAGAAAAAGAAAUACCUGGUGCAAUCAUCCUUGAUCAGUACAAAAAUUCUGGUAACCCAAUGGCUCACUAUGAGGGGACUGCUGAGGAGAUCCUGCAACAGACUGGAGGAAACAUUGACAUGCUUGUUGCUGGGGCAGGCACUGGAGGAACUAUCACUGGCAUUGCAAGAAAGCUGAAGGAGAGAAUCCCAGACUGCAAAAUUGUUGGAGUGGAUCCUGAGGGUUCCAUCCUUGCUGUACCUGAGGAGCUGAAUAAAAGUGAUGUCACUGCUUAUGAGGUUGAGGGCAUUGGCUAUGACUUUAUUCCUAAUGUUCUUGACCGUGAUUUAGUUGAUGUGUGGUUGAAAUCAAAUGACAAAGAAUCAUUGAACAUGGCUCGCCGCAUGAUCAGGGAAGAAGGACUCCUGUGUGGUGGUAGUUGUGGAGCAGCCAUGCAAGCUGCAAUGACAGCAGCAGCAGAACUGGAGACUGGCCAGUGCUGUGUGGUGGUUUUACCAGAUUCAAUCCGUAACUACAUGACCAAGCACUUGUCAGACAAGUGGAUGAUGGAGAGAGACUUUAUCAAAGAAGAUGAAGAUACAAAGAACAAGCACUGGUGGUCAAACAUGAAAGUAUCAACACUGCAUCUUAAUGCACCACUGACAGUUCUGCCAAGCAUUUCUUGCCAAGAUGCCAUUGCCAUCAUGCAGCGAGAGGGAUAUGACCAGCUCCCUGUGGUGGACCAAGAAGGGAUGAUCCAGGGAGUGGUAACUUUAGGUUCACUUAUGGCAAAGAUUUUAUCAGCUAAGAUUGAAGGCUCCAGUCCAGUCCAGCAAUCACUAUACUCACAGUUCCGAAAGAUCAAGCUGGACACAACCCUUGGGAAGCUGUCUCGCAUCUUGGACCGUGACCAUUUUGCUUUGGUUGUCCACACUCAGCGCCUGUGCAGGGCACACCCUGAUAUGGAUAACAGUGUUGUGGAGAAGGAAGUUUGCAUUGGUAUCAUUACUCAGAUUGACCUUCUAACAUGCAUAACAAAACACCAAAGGGACCAGAAGGAAACAACUGAAAAGGAAUAAAAUAUCAUAGAUUUUUACUGCAUUUGGUAUUCUAUUUUUAUUGCCAUAUGUUUGUAAGGGUCAGCACAUUAUAAGCAUUGUCAUUUUACACUUGAUGUUAAUGUUGAAAUAAAGGUCAUGCAUUAUAUUAUUGAUAACAAA